Messenger RNA from Nerophis lumbriciformis (worm pipefish), 699 nucleotides. The record is from RefSeq and is a predicted model, not a curated record. NCBI's taxonomy places the organism in Eukaryota, Metazoa, Chordata, Actinopteri, Syngnathiformes, Syngnathidae.
AGACACAUGAGAACACACACUGGAGAAAAAACGUUUAUCUGUUCAAUCUGUUGUAAAGGUUUUACACAAUGGCAAUCUUUCAAAAAACACUUGAGAACACACACUGGUGAAAAACCCUUUUCCUGUUCAACCUGUGGUAAAGGUUUUACACAAAGUCAACAUUUGAAAGGACACAUGAGAACACACACUGGUGAAAAACCCUUUUACUGUUCAACCUGUGGUAAAGGUUUUACACAAAGUCAAAAUUUGAAAACACACUUGAGAGUACACACUGGUGAAAAACCAUUUUCCUGUUCAAACUGUGGUAAAGGUUUUACACAAAGUCAAUAUUUGAAAGUACACAUGAGAACACACACUGGUGAAAAACCUUUUUCCUGUUCAACUUGUGGUAAAGAGUUUACACAAAGUCAGAGUGUGAAAAUGCACAUGAGAAAACACACUGGUGAAAAACCUUUUUCCUGUUCAACUUGUGGUAAAGGAUUUACACAAAGGCAAUCUUUGAAAAGACACAUGAGAAGACACCCAGGAGAGAAAGUGUUGAGUUUGAUCGACGGUGCGACGAAGGACUUCACCCGAUCAUCGAUGCGGUCGGCAGCCCAGAGACGGAGGAAGUCAACCCAGACAGGUGAGGACAGCGGUGCGGCGGCGGGCGUUGUAGCUUUCGACGACACCCCGGCCGCCAUCAGAUUGGCCGACUAG